Molecule: messenger RNA, 1597 nt
Organism: Patella vulgata (common limpet)
Lineage: Eukaryota; Metazoa; Mollusca; Gastropoda; Patellidae
Product: putative RNA-binding protein Luc7-like 1
Exons: 11
Coding region: 309-1301 (330 amino acids)
Biological process (GO): mRNA splice site recognition
Cellular component (GO): U2-type prespliceosome; U1 snRNP
Molecular function (GO): mRNA binding
Source: RefSeq, a predicted model, not a curated record
UCGAUCGCCAUCUUGGAAAAUUUUAGAAGCACAGAAAAAGCACUGGAUGGAAAUUUAAUAUAUCAUAAAGAAAUUUUUAAUAAUUCACCAUGACUGCCCAUGACCAAAUGCGAGCUAUGCUCGACCAAUUAAUGGGUACAGCUAGGGAUGGGAGGUUUGUAAUGUUGGUUUCUCCAGACUUAUUUACAAAGGAGGUGAAGUGACCAAGGCGCGAAGGUGGACUUCAUAAAGAAAAGUUUGAUGGGCCUAGGGUAUGUAAGAGUUUCCUGUUGGGCUGCUGUCCGAAUGAUAUACUAGCAAGUACGAGAAUGGACCUGGGAGAAUGUUCAAGAAUUCAUGAAUUGGCAUUAAGAGCAGAUUAUGAACAGGCUGCAUUGACAAAGGAUUACUACUAUGACAUAGAUGCAAUGGAACAUUUACAGAACUUCAUAGCAGACUGUGACAGAAAGAUGGAAUUGGCUAAGAGAAGACUGAAGGAAACACAGGAAGAACUGAGUGAGGACGCCAAUAGCAAGGCUGAGAAGAUACAUCAGUUAGGAGAACAGAUUGGUAUAACUUUAGCCAAAGCUGAAGAAAUGGGUGCACAAGGUAAUGUGGAGGAAUCCCUCAUCUAUAUGCAAAAAGUUGAGGAACUAAAAGCUAAAAAGAAUGGUGAAGAGCAAGAGUAUAGAAAUCAAAUGCCAGCUUCUAGUUAUCAACAACAGAAACUUCGUGUAUGUGAGGUUUGUGGUGCUUAUCUUGGUAUCCAUGACAAUGACAGACGACUGGCAGAUCAUUUUGGCGGCAAACUUCAUCUAGGUUUUAUCAGUAUUCGUGAAAAACUAGCUGAUCUUCAGAAAUCUGUAGCAGAUAGGAGAAUUCAAAGAGAAAAGGAAAGGGAAGAAAUGAGAAAGAACCGUGAAGAAAGAGAUAAAGAAAGGGAAGAAAGUCGUAAAAAAAGAAGUAAAAGCCGUGAGCAUGAAAGAGAGAGGGAUAGAGAUCGAGAUCGCGAUAGGGAAAGAGAACGACGUCGUAGAUCAAGGAGUAAAAGCAGAAGGUCCCGAUCACGAUCUAGGGACAGGAAGAAGCAUUCAAGACGUUCCCGAUCCCGUUCCCGAAAUAGAAGAAGUAGACAUCGUUCAAGAUCUCGAGAUAGAAAGAGGCGAUCUAGAUCUCGCAGCCGAUCCAGUAAAAAAAGUAGGAGACGUUCAAGAAGUCGGUCUAAGAAAAGCUCAUCUCCCAAUAUUAAAGAAAAAAAAACUGACCCUGAAUUGGAGAAAGAAGCGGCAAUCGACAAUGGCAGUAUAGAAAAGGCGGAAUAAAAAUAUGUGUGCACAGUGCAACUCAUGAUUUCAACAGAUAAAACCAUCAGGCCUUUCUAUUUCCUCUCUAACUUAGGAAUGUUACAAUUCAAUUACUUUUUUAUUGUUUAUUUUAUUGAGGAGAUGAAAUGGUAUAGGGAUAUAUUGUAUGUUUAGGCUGUUUUAAUUUCUGUGCCCAGUAUUAAUUUUAAUUAUUGUACAAGAAUAAUGUUGUAAUUAUGAAAAUUAAAGCAGAGCUUGUAUGUACAUUUAGGAAAGAUUCUAGGUGGAAACCAAAUAAAAUUAUUAUUCAAGAA